This is a messenger RNA of Mixia osmundae IAM 14324, 792 nucleotides long. RefSeq lists its product as uncharacterized. Lineage: Eukaryota; Fungi; Basidiomycota; Mixiomycetes; Mixiales; Mixiaceae. The transcript has 3 exons. Bases 1 to 792 code for a protein of 263 amino acids. The record is from RefSeq and is a predicted model, not a curated record.
AUGCUGGCGGCUGUUGCGCAGAUCUGCUCCAAAGCGAGCGUGACAGACAAUGCGGCGGUCUGUGCCAGUGUGAUCCGUCGAGCGGCAGACGCAGGCGCAGCUCUCGUCGCUUUGCCCGAAGCUUCAGAUUUCAUUGCACCGAGCCAUCAAGUCCACAGCCUGACGGCAACGACCGAAGACGCUUUUGUCCGGAUACUCCAACAGCAGGCACGUACAAGCCGGAUCGAAGUGACCGUCGGCGUCCAUGAAGCGAUCGCCGACUCGAGACAAGUCUACAACACCCAGUUGUUCAUCAAUCGCGACGGUGAGGUUGCGCAGAGCUACCGUAAAUGUCAUCUCUUCGAUGUCGACAUCAAGGGCGGCACGACCAUCCUCGAGUCUGCAACGACGAGAGCGGGCGAGAGUCUAGGUGAUCCCAUUGCGAGCGGAAUAGGCCAGCUUGGCUUGAUGACAUGCUACGACUUGCGUUUCCCAAUGCAAUCCCUUCUCAUGCGCGCAAAAGGCGCUCAAGUCAUGACAUACCCGUCAGCUUUCACAGAGCGUACCGGCGCUGCUCACUGGGAGGUCCUUUUGAGAGCGAGAGCGAUAGAAACACAGAGCUAUGUACUCGCACCAGCUCAAGUCGGUUCGCACUUUGCGCCGCGGGCCGAGGAGGCAAAUGGCAAGCAGAUCAUCAGGCCAGGGCGGACGUCAUAUGGACAUUCGAUGAUUAGAUCGACCUCGAUUGGGCGGCCCAGAUCAGACGAGAGAUGCCAAUCUUACAACAACAGAGAAAGGACAUCUACUCGCUGA